Molecule: messenger RNA, 1562 nt
Organism: Filobasidium floriforme
Lineage: Eukaryota; Fungi; Basidiomycota; Tremellomycetes; Filobasidiales; Filobasidiaceae
Exons: 2
Coding region: 87-1370 (427 amino acids)
Source: RefSeq, a predicted model, not a curated record
GGUUACCCUUCGUACACCCUCGACCGGUCCUCUUCGCCUCCUCCUUUGCUUUCAACACUAACAAUACACAAUACGACAUACGAACAAUGCAAACUCAGUACCAACAACAACCACCCACUCCCUUCGGUGCCUACCCCCAACCACCUCCAAAUGGUGCACCUUACCACGGUGCCGGCGGAUCAUCGAUGGCGAUGAUGGGCGACGACGGGACGGGUCCCAAGAUCGAUCCGUUCAUGGGUACUUCAUCAUCAAACCCGAUCGGAUCUAGCGAUACAAAAGGCGGUCAGAUGAGUAUGGACUCUAAACGCCAAUCCACCGUGCCCCCCAAUAACAACAACAACUACGAUAACAACAACGGGAUGGCCUCGACGACGACACCAUCCGCCCCGUACCUCCCUCCCCCCGCCUCGAACCCUCCGACCGGUCCUCCUGCCGCACCUCCCGUCUAUAUUAAAGACGUCAGCAUGCUCGAUACCUCUCAAUACAACUCGGACGCCCACCUCCUCGCCGCCUGUCGAGCCAAGGGUAUCUCUCCUUACUUUGCCACCCAAAUAACCCGGCUACGUGAAUACUCUUCCGUCCGCCUCGUGCUCGACGACAGCGGGUCGAUGAAGGCCAUGCAACAAGUCUACGGACAAGGUCCUACGAUCAGGUGGAAGAUCUUGCAAGAGAUGGUCAAGGAGAUUUUCGACCUGAUGACCAUCGCCCGCGGGCGAGAACCGUUGGAUGUUUAUUUCUUGAACAUGUUGCCUCAGGGGAUGAAGGCUGAUACCGUCGAGGCGCUCUACCCGUUCUUCCAACGGACGCCUCAGGGGACUACGCCGACUUUGGAAGUGAUGAGAGAGAUUAUGACGCCGGAGUAUAUGGUCCGAGAAGAAGGCGUCCUCACCCUGCUCAUCACCGACGGAGCCCCCAACUGCGGGCACCAAGCCUUCCGCACCUUCCUCCUAGACGUCCAACGUCGUUUCCCCGCAUCCUACCUGACCGUCGGGUUAUGCACUGACGACCCGGCAACGAUUGACGAGUACGAAUCUUCCCUCGACAACGGCGUCCCUCACCUGGACGUCAUGUCCGCAUACGAAGACGAACGCCGAGAGAUCCGCAAGAUCCAGGGGAGGAAGUUCGGGUUCACCUAUGCGGAUUGGACGGUCAAGUUCCUCCUCGGCAGUCGGGUGACCGAGUGGGACAGCUUGGACGAGCGGAGGUUGACCAAGCAACAACUGGCGAUGAUACAGAAGUUUGGGAAUAGUUAUCUUGGGAUCGGCGGGGGUGCGGCUGCGGGUGCCGGAGGAGGCGGGGCGGGUGUGAUAGGAGGAGGUGGUGCUGGUGGGAGGGGCAAGGACAAGGACAAGAAGUGCACGAUCAUGUGAUGAGCGAGGGUGCAUGCCGGGCUGGCCGUCAGGAUAGGGAAUCACUUGGAAUUCGUUUUUGGUUGUCAUUUUGUUGCCGCAAGGCUGUUCAGCUUCGUUCAGGGUCUGUCUUGGUAUAAUAUCAUCCGACGACUGUAUCGCUAAUGUCAAUGUACAUCAGCUUGUGAGCCCGUAUGAUAAUCGUUGAAUCGC